Molecule: messenger RNA, 555 nt
Organism: Dryobates pubescens (Downy woodpecker)
Lineage: Eukaryota; Metazoa; Chordata; Aves; Piciformes; Picidae
Gene: PAGR1
Product: PAXIP1 associated glutamate rich protein 1
Exons: 3
Source: RefSeq, a predicted model, not a curated record
GAGGAGGAGGAGGAGGAGGAGGAGGAAGAAGAGGAGGAGGAAGGAGAGGAAGAGGAGGAGGAGGAGGAGCAGUCCUGGGGGGUCCCUUGGAGCGACGAGGAAGGGGAGGAGCCCCCCGGGGGGUGGCUGCCCCCCCCCGCCGAGAUCCGCCGCCUCUAUGACGUCAUCGCUGACGUCGGCAGCCUCCCCCUCCGCGGGCCCCUCCUCCCCCGCCGCCCCCCCACCCCCCAGCCGCAGAGCGACGACGAGGAGGGAGGGACCCCCGGGCAGCCUCCCAGCGAGGAGGAGGAGGAGGAGAAGCCUCCCCCUCCCACCGAGUUCGACUUCCAGGACGACCCUGCCCCCCCCCAGGGCUCUCUGCUCCAGCGCCGCCGAGCCCCUGGUCCCCAGGCCCGGGGCCAGAAGCGAGAGGCCAGGCUGGAGAAGGUCCUGUGGGACAUGAAGAGGCAUCAGAGGCUGGAGGAGCAGCUGCUGCGCACCGGCAGGGACCUCUUCCGCCUGCAGGGGGAGCCCCAGAGCCCGCCCAAGCCGGGCCUGGCCCAGGGCAGGCUCUGA